UUCAUGACAAGUGAGUAGUUUCUUCAACUUACUACAUUGUCAAAUGAGUCAUCAUUGGUUUGUAAAUACCUUCAUUUUAUUGGUUGUCCAGAAACAUUUUCAAAAUGUUUGAAACGUGAAACAGAUGUCAUGAUUUAUCAAGGUAUCUUCUGUCCAAUAUUGUGAUUUCCUAUCUCAAAUAGAGUAUCUGAAAAAAAUGCAUGGUUUGUUGUAAAGCAGUAUUAAUUGGGAAAGACAAUUUCUCUGAAGUUCUAAGACUUUUAUUGUCUUCAUAUGAACAUCAAGCCUGUAAUACAUAUGAAUAUUGUUAAAAUGUUUUUUAUAUUAUCUCAAAACACAUAAAAAUAACCAGAUCCCUCCUGUGAUAUCUGGCUAGCCAGAUAUCUGAAAAUGUCUCUCUUCAGCAGAGGUACAGGAUCAAAGCUUUGUACAACUCAGGUCCCUCUAUGAUUUUAGACAAUUGGAUGGAGUGAUGGACACUGCUAAUCUAACCUGAGCCAAUCUGAACCUGUUUACUUUUAAAGUCACCAUAGAAACCAAAUGUAUUCUAGUCUUAGGUAUGUUAGAAGAAAGUGAUGUCAUCUCAAACCUCUGAGAGGGGACAGGAAAGAUAACAGAUGAGUGGUCUUGUGGAGGACAUUCCUUCAGUAAUCCCUGAGUCAACGUCCACUACUGGGUGGGACUGGGGCCAGAGAACCAAGAUGUGUUCUUGUAAUAGAUUCUUCUAGUGCAGCUCAGUAAAGGUCGGUUUGCUUGUUUUUAUUAAAAGCAUGCUUAGAUAUCCUUGCCUAGAAUGAUGAAUUAUUCCUGUUAACUUAAUACCUUCAUCAAACCAUGCAUGCUACUAUAACAUAAAUCAAAAUGUUUGUAAAUGACUGCAUUAGCCUGGGAAGGAACUGUGAAGCCUUUGUGUAUGUGGGUAGUUUUGAAGACAGGAGUAAUGGAAAUCUCAGGAAGCCGAGGCAAGAUCUUAAGUUCAGGACUAGGCCUCAAGACCCUCUCUAGUUAGGACAAGCUUGUGUUUUUGCUUUAAUGGAAAGUUGAUUUAGACACUGCAUGUUAUUUCAAGUGAUUACUGAAGUAGUAUAGAGAACUGCUACCUAGGAAAAUGCUGUCUUGCUUAUCCAGCUUAUUAUAAAAAUGAGUUAAGAUCCCAACAAAACAAGCAUCUACAAUAGGAGGAAAAUGCACACAAUUUUGUGUUUUAUUCUAUGAUGGAUUAAGCAAAUAUUUACUGAGCAUCCUCUGUGUCCCAAGGAUUAUUUGAGAUAUUGGGUUUCAGCAGUGAAGCAAACAAUGCUGUAGUACUUACAGGUUACACAAGGAAAGCAAAUGUAUUCAUCUAUGGUACAUGUGAUGAAAACACCAGAGAGGAAAAAUAAAGAGGUGCUUCCAUAUGAGUUUUCCCGCAGGUGAAAACUUUCAUGAAAUUGUAAGUUCCUGAUCAUGUCUAUGUACAAAGUGUAUCAUAAACUGGAACUAACAUGUAGAAUUUUUUCCUUUAUGAAACUCAACCAAUGGGAACCACAACUGUGUUACCCGGCAGACAUAAAAUUACAAAGAAGCCCCAGAAGUACUGACUCCACUUUAUGGGGCAUUUUAAUUUGCAUGGCUAUGUGUCACUAAUUGUACAAGAUGACUGAUCAAUCCGUACUAUGUCUUCUUUCAUUUCUCGGUUUCCCCUAGAGCGACCCAACACCGACUGCAGGGUUUCUAGUAGGCAGCUUGUCUAGGUUGUUUCCUCGUGUGUUUUUCAGAAUCUGACACAUCAACAACAAGAAAUCUCUUUUUUUAAUGUGGGACUACAUAAUCAAAAUAGGACUACAUAAUCAAAAUAAUGUUGUUUUGUGAUUGAAUUUAUUUCCAAACCCUGACAACCAGACUGUAAAAAGAAUGGAGCCAUGUAGCGAUCUGUUGAGAAGCAAAAUCAACGCAUGGUGGCGCUGCAGGCUAAGACUUAGAAAAGGGCAAACGCGGAAAAGAAAAAAAAUGCUUCCUUAGACCUCUGGCUGGAAAAAACCUGAGACAGAACUCAAACCAUUAAAUCUCCAGCGACUGCUGCUAACCCACACUUCGAAACAGGCUAUAAACUGACAGAUCAGCCGCUGUCUGGGUGUCCUUGCAUCCUGGGUGCGGAAGCAAAGAUGAUGACUGGAAGGGAGCCCAGACCAAGGCAAGUUCUUUUGAUCUUUAUUUUACUGGGAGUGGCUGGGGCCGGCUGGGAGCCCCUCCGUUAUUAUGUGUUGGAGGAAACACCGGGCGGCACGUUUUUGGCUGAUCUAGUCAAGGACCUAGGGCUGGGACUUGCAGAGCUAGCUGCUCGAGGAGCCCAGGUGGUCUCUGAGGAUAAUGAAUCAUGCUUGCAGCUUGACCCUCAGACUGGAAAGCUAAUAUUAAAUGAAAAACUGGACCGGGAGGAGCUGUGUGGCCCCACUGAGCCCUGUGUCACUCAUUUCCAAGUGUUACUGAAAAAGCCACUGGAAAUAUUUCGAGCUGAGCUACGAGUGGGAGACAUAAAUGAUCACUCUCCCGAGUUUCCUGAAAGAGAAAUGGCCGUGAAAAUCAUAGAGAACAGCCCCGUUGGCUCUGUGUUUCUACUUAAAAGCGCUCAGGACUUGGAUGCGGGCAACAACAGCAUUCAGAACUAUAGCCUUAGUUCCAAUUCUCAUUUCCACGUUUCCUUCCGCAACCGAGGUGAUGGGAAGAAAUACCCAGAGCUCGUGCUGCAAAAACAGCUUGAUCGCGAGGAGCAGGCAGAGUUCAGAUUGACUCUGACAGCGCUGGAUGGCGGUGCUCCGCCCAGGACUGGCACCUCCCAAAUACGGAUUAUUGUCGUGGAUGUCAAUGACAAUGCCCCUGAGUUUGUGCAGGCGCUCUAUCAGGUGCAAAUUCUAGAGAACAGCCCUGUGGGUUCCCUGGUUGCUAAGGUCUGGGCCAAGGAUUUAGACACUGGGACAAACGGAGAAGUAUCAUACUCUCUUUUACGUAGUUCUCAGGAGAUGAGCAAAACUUUUGAGCUAAAUGCCAUGUCAGGAGAGGUUCGACUGAUUAAGACACUCGACUAUGAGACAGCAUCUUCAUAUGAAGUAGACAUAGAGGCAUCCGAUGGAGGAGGGCUUUCUGGAAAAUGCUCCGUUUCUAUUCAGGUGGUGGAUGUCAAUGAUAAUUACCCAGAACUAACUAUUUCAUCGCUCACCAAUCCCAUCCCAGAAAAUUCACCGGAAACAGAAGUGGCUCUGUUUCGGGUUCGAGACCGAGAUUCUGGGGAAAAUGGAAGGACAGUUUGUUCCAUCCAGGAUGGUGUUCCCUUCACACUAGAACCUGUUGAGAACUUCUAUAGACUGAUGACAGAAGGAGCACUGGACAGAGAGAGCAGAGCUGAGUACAACAUCACCAUCACAGUCACCGACCUGGGCAUACCCAGGCUCACAACCCAGCACACCAUAACAGUGCAGGUGUCUGAUGUCAACGACAACGCCCCCGCCUUCACACAAACCUCCUACACCCUGUUUAUCCAGGAAAACAACAGCCCCGCCCUGCACAUAGGCACCAUCAGCGCCACAGACUCAGACUCAGGCUCCAAUGCCCGCAUCACAUACUCUCUGCUGCCCAGCCACGACCCGCAGCUGGCCCUGGACUCGCUCAUCUCCAUCAACGCGGACAAUGGGCAGCUGUUCGCGCUCAGGGCCCUGGACUAUGAGGCCCUGCAGACCUUCGAGUUCCUCGUGGGCGCCACAGACCAAGGCUCGCCUGAACUCAGCAGUCAGGCUCUGGUGCGCGUGCUCGUGCUGGACGCCAACGACAAUGCGCCCUUCGUGCUCUACCCGCUGCAGAAUGCAUCUGCGCCCUGCACAGAGCUGCUGCCCAGGGCGGCGGAGCCAGGAUACCUGGUCACCAAGGUAGUGGCUGUGGACCGCGACUCUGGUCAGAAUGCCUGGCUGUCGUUCCAGCUGCUCAAGGCCACUGAGCCAGGGCUGUUCAGCGUGUGGGCUCACAAUGGCGAGGUGCGCACCUCCAGGCUGCUGAGUGAGCGCGAUGCUCCCAAGCACAGGCUGCUGCUGCUGGUCAAGGACAAUGGCGACCCUCCCAGGUCUGCCAGUGUCACUCUGCAUGUGCUGCUGGUGGAUGGCUUCUCUCAGCCCUACCUGCCUCUGCCCGAGGUGACGCACGAAGGCGCACAGGAGGAUGACUUGCUCACACUGUAUCUGGUCAUCGCCUUGGCGUCUGUGUCUUCGCUCUUCCUCUUGUCUGUGCUGCUGUUUGUGGGGGUGAGGCUGUGCAGGAGGGCCAGGGCAGCCUCUCUGAGUGGCUGCUCUGUGCCUGAGGGACACUUUCCUGGUCACCUGGUGGAUGUAAGUGGUACAGGGACCCUUUCUAAGAGCUACCAGUAUGAGGUGUGUCUGUCAGGAGACUCUCAAAGUAAUGAGUUCAGAUUCUUGAAGCCCAUGUUUUCCAAUAUUCUAGAACAAAACUGUGGUGGGCAAUCAGGAGAUAAUCUACCCUUCCCAAGUAGUUUAGGCAUGUGAAAUUUCAUAUUUCACUUGGUGUGUAAUUCUGACUCUAGAUUUUGUGGGUUUUUUUUUCAAAAAUUGGUAGUAGUGUUUAUUUGUAUUUGUUUUUCCUUUUCUCUACUGGUUUAAGUAGUAUUGUUUGUUCAGUAUUUUGUUAACUGUGUAAGUAUUCUUCCAGUUCUGUUGUUAUUGAACUGUUACAUUCGGAAACUCCAUGUUCAAAGGAAUAUGAAUUUCUUCUAAUGUGCAUAAUUCUAAUUUUAAAAGUAUAUUUCCUGGUCUAGGGGAACAGAUAGCAUUUAUAGAGUGCUGUAUUGUUUGUUGGAGACCCUAGGUUGGAUCAUCCUGUAAUUCCAGCACUUGGAGAUGCAGGUAGGCUAUCAGGAAUUCAAGGUCAUCUACUACUAUAGAGAAUUCAAGCUUAUCUCAACAAAAAGAUACAUUCCUGAGAGUGUGAUGUCACCGAAGAAUGUACAAUUUCUUUUAAAUCACACUUCAUUUUAAAAUUGGAAUCCCCUAGUUUUUUUCAUUUUUGUUUUUGUUUUUUUGCACAGCUGAGACUUCAGUAGCAGUUCAUAUUGGAAUAAGUUCAUAUUCAUCAAUGCCAAGUUCCAGAUUAUGUUUUCUAUUUUCCAACAGGAAGUAACAAGGUAGUUUCAAUCUUUUCAAAGAUUUUACUGUAAAUAUUGUCCUAUGAAUAAUAUAUCCAUAUGGUGUAUUCUUCCUUGUCUAAAGUAACAUAGACUUGUUCGUUGUCUUUAGUUGGUGGGAGUGCUUGGCAUGUUGCUCUGAGACUAUCUGUGUCCAGGAAGUUUCUGUAAAGCCAUUAGACUCCAAGACUCUGGUUAGCUUCUGGUGGUAUGGCAUGCCAGCAUCUACUUGCUUUGGUUGACAGCAUUGCUCUGAUUGAUAAGGACUUUGGAAAAAAGUGCAUUACAAAAUUAACAUUAGUUAUCCAAACAAA
This is a messenger RNA of Mesocricetus auratus (golden hamster), 5475 nucleotides long. RefSeq names its product protocadherin beta-15-like. The transcript has a single exon. Gene Ontology annotation, biological process: homophilic cell-cell adhesion. The coding region runs from base 2145 to 4526 and encodes 793 amino acids. The record is from RefSeq and is a predicted model, not a curated record. Gene Ontology annotation, cellular component: plasma membrane. NCBI's taxonomy places the organism in Eukaryota, Metazoa, Chordata, Mammalia, Rodentia, Cricetidae. Gene Ontology annotation, molecular function: calcium ion binding.